AGUCAUUAGCCCACAAGGAUCGCCCUUAUUGAUUGGGCACUGAUUGCCGCUCAUAUAAAGACCCAAACUGGCCUCGCAAGCUCCUUUCCCUCGCCAGCAUCCCCCCCUCAUCUCACUCUCCACUUCACACAAAACACUGUCCACCAUGAAGGCCGUCAGUGCUAUCUUCUGUGCUCUCGCCGCCGCCGCCUCCGUCGCUGCCUCCUCCGAUGUGCACGUCCUGACGAAGGACAACUUUGACUCGAUCGCUGAGAAGCCGUUGUCGCUGAUUGAGUUCUACGCGCCUUGGUGUGGUCACUGCAAAAGCCUGGCGCCCGAAUAUGAGAAGGCAGCAACGGAGCUGAAGGCCAGCCUUCCUUUGGCCAAGGUCGACUGCACAGAGCAAACCGAGCUCUGCGAAAAGCACGACAUCAAGGGUUACCCUACCCUGAAGGUCUUCCGUGAAGGUGUCCCAAGCGAGUACAAGGGCCAGCGUAAGGCGGAUGGGAUCGUCAGCUACAUGAAGAAGCAGAACUUGCCUCCCGUCUCCAUCCUGACCGCCGACAAGGUCGAGGAGUUCUCCACAUCAGACAAGGUCGUUCUGGUCGGAUUCUUCGCCGACAAGGCGUCGUCCGAGUUCGCUGAGUUUGAGAAGGUCGCUAAGGAGCUCCGCGAGGAGUUCCUCUUCGGUGCCGCCGUCGACAAGGCCGCUGCUGAGAAGUUCAAGGUCACCGCUCCCGCUCUUGUUCUUUACAAGAAGUUCGACGAGGGCAAGGCCACCUUCUCCGGCGCCUUCAAGCACGAUGAAAUCGCACAGUUCCUCCGCGCCGAGUCUGUUCCCACCAUGGAUGAGAUUGGCCCUGAGAACUACGCCAAAUACGUCGAGAGCGGCAUUCCCCUCGCCUACCUCUUCUACAGCUCCGAAGCUGAGCGCAAGUCCCCCGGCGCCGACAUCGAAGCCAUCGCCAAGGAGUACAAGGGCAAGCUUAACUUCGUCUACAUUGACGCCCAGAAGUUCGGUGGCCAUGCCAAGAACCUGAACGUCAAGGAGCAAUGGCCCGCAUUCGCGAUCCAGGAGCCCGCCCAGAACGUCAAGUACCCGUUCGACCAGAGCAAAUCCCUCACCAAGGCCAACGUCAAGUCCUUCGUCGAUGAGUACCUCGCGGGCAAGCUCCAGCCCUCCCUCAAAUCCGAGGCCGUCCCAGAAAAGAACGACGGCCCCGUCAAGGUCAUCGUCGGCAAGAACUGGGAUGACGUCGUCCUGAACAAGUCCGCGGACGUCCUCGUCGAGUUCUACGCCCCAUGGUGCGGACACUGCAAGGCCCUCGCCCCGACCUGGGAGAAGCUCGGCGAGGCCGUUGGAUCCGACAAGAUCGUCAUCGCCAAGAUGGACGCGACCGAGAACGAUAUUGCCCCUGGGUCCGGUUUCACCAUCGAGGGGUUCCCGACCAUCAAGCUGUUCAAGGCCAAGACGAACGAGAUUGUCGACUACGAUGGUGAACGCUCCAUUGAUGGAUUCGUGUCGUUCUUGAAGAAGAACGCUGUCCAUGCUGACGAGAUCAAGGAUGUCAACGCCGCUGAGGCCGAGGGCACGUCUGACGCUCACGACCACGAGGGUCACGAGGAGUUGUAGGAAGUUUUGCUAUCCCUCAAACAUCACACUUUGUGUAUUCGUCAUAAGCUAAAGAUCGUUUAGAUCGCUCGUUUGAGCUUCAUGUAUCUAGUCAUAAAAAAGAAUCGAUAACCCCAUCUCACUUGACUUCCACGAUGCACUGGAGUAUUGGAUUUUCCUCGAGUAUGAAUAGUCCUUGACGAAAAAACAAAAGCAUAUAUUAUAUACACAUUUCAACAAGAGACAAGGGAACGAGGGGAGUCUCGGCGCUCUGCAAGCCCGGAACUGUUACAUGUACAUACAUCGCAUGUUCUCCCACCUCCCUUCCACUCCCAUGCGAGGACCUCAGGGCCCAAAAACACAAAUCAAGUACCAAGUACCAUGGUUGUCAUACAAACGUUGUAAGCUCCCCUCGCUCCACCUCAUCGCCCCCUCCCCUUCCCAUUCCUCAGCUUCCCA
Messenger RNA from Fimicolochytrium jonesii, 2050 nucleotides. RefSeq lists its product as uncharacterized. The transcript is spliced from 3 exons. Gene Ontology annotation, molecular function: protein disulfide isomerase activity. The record is from RefSeq and is a predicted model, not a curated record. Lineage: Eukaryota; Fungi; Chytridiomycota; Chytridiomycetes; Spizellomycetales; Powellomycetaceae. Gene Ontology annotation, cellular component: endoplasmic reticulum. The coding region runs from base 146 to 1612 and encodes 488 amino acids. Gene Ontology annotation, biological process: response to endoplasmic reticulum stress; protein folding.